Messenger RNA from Drosophila rhopaloa, 1269 nucleotides. RefSeq lists its product as uncharacterized. The transcript is spliced from 3 exons. NCBI's taxonomy places the organism in Eukaryota, Metazoa, Arthropoda, Insecta, Diptera, Drosophilidae. Bases 208 to 1269 code for a protein of 353 amino acids. The record is from RefSeq and is a predicted model, not a curated record.
CCACGCACCAGAAGACAAGAGACACGUCGAGCAAUAAAUCCACGUGAGCAAGCGGCUCAAGGUGGUGCUACCCAAAUAAUCUGCCUUUGCCAAUUUUUCAAAAUACGAUAUAGCCACCCACAGUUCCGUUUGAGUGUUCCACUAAAAAACAUACCAUAGCUGUAUGCUGCUAGUUCGUUUUAGAAGAUAAACGAUCUAAAAACUACAAUGGAUAAAAGGUCAAUUAUAUGGAUCUUCUGCUUUGUUCUCUUCGCAACGGUCACGGGAUUGGAGGAGGAAACCGACGCAGGGCUUUUAAACAUCACCAGUAAUCACUCAAAUACUGAAAAGGUUUCAAAACUACCCAGCGAGGUGCAAAAAGCAGUGUGUACUGUGACUGCCGGGGAGGUAAAAGCAUCUGCCGAGGCUGUCACCACAAAAACCUUGAAAGGUGUCUGUGGAUCAGACGAAAUGAACACGGCCUUUCGGAAUCUGGAGAAUAAACUUUACGAGGAGCUUCGGGUCAUGAAGCUGAUUUUGGUGCAUCUGGCAAAGGCAAGCGGUCUGAAAGUCAACGCCGCUACUCCAACACCUUUCCCCACUUCACUUCCACCCAUCAAACCAAUGAAUCCCUCUGCACAGUCCCCCUUUAUGUCAAUAGAUCCUGCUAAGAGGAUAACCAAUUCAACUAAAUUUAAGGCUGAGGAAAACGAAGUUACCCCAGACUUCGGCGCUAAAAGGGCGCCAACUCUGAAGACCCUAGAGACGAAUGGUGGCACGGAUCUAGGAGCUCGAGAAGACGAAGUCGACAAGUUCAAUAACACCGUGCUGGCCGAUCAGGAUCUAAAGCUAUUCACCUACUACUGGAAACUGGAAAAUGUUACGGAGCUGAUUAAAGCCCCAAAAUUGGCCACCGUUAGUAGCCCAAUAUUUAGCUUCAAGGGCAAAUCAUUGCAACUCAAGUGCACCUUCCAUCACAUGAAUCGCGAGCUUCUGAACUUGCAAUUAGGAUACGGCAUCUUUAAUCCGGAGUCAAAAACAGGCCAAAGCGACAACAUUUUAAUGGAAAUGGACGGAAUAUUUCAGAACGCUAAGUGGAACGAAGACGUGGCGCUGAAUCAUAAGAUUUCCAUACUGGAUCAGAAUCACAUCCACCGAAGGACCCAGGACCUCAGUUCACAGGCUCUAAACAAGCUGGACAUGGGUUUCGCCAUCCCAAACAACGUACUACUGGGCAGCACGUACGUCAAGCAAAACGCUCUGUUGAUACAGAUUCUUUUAUAUUUGUGA